GUUGCUGCAACGCACUCACAAAACUGCCCAAACUCACAAUUUUGGCUGUAAUGGGCCACUUUUCCCUUGGCAAACUUUUCAGCUCAACCGCCUCUCAACAGCUUGAUUCCAGUGUGGACUAGCCCCAAAGAAAGCUGAAACGAUGGAGGACACCCCAGCAGCUUCCGCAUCAGCGUCGGCUGGGCCAUCUAGGAGAUGCAAUGCCAUCAAGUGCAACAGACGUACCUUUUUCGGACUGUUGGUAGGAAGUGGCCUGUUGGUCUUGGCAUGCAUCGCUUCCGUAUUCACAGAACCGGUACAGAGGAUCAUGUCUGUUGAAGAUCCAGAAAUCUACAAGCAGACACUGCGUACUAGUCGUAUCCGUGCUAAGAAAGCCAACAAACGGAACAAGGCGCUUGUAUCGGUUACCUCUGAUGCUACAGAACAUCCCAGUAAAAAGCAGAAUACAACUCUAGAAAGCCUGGAACAGGAGCUGGACAUGUCAGGGAACAGCCCUCCCCAUGUCCAUCUCACGAGAAACGGCGCCAUUGAUUGGACUCAAUACGAUCAUUUGCAACUCUAUCAUACCCGAAAAGCUGGUGGAUCGUCACUCUACGACUGGGCCAAGCAUGUCGCCAAGAAACACAACUUGACAUUGGCUCAGCAGGAAGGUACCGUUUACGACCCUCGAGAUUGGAGAGGAAUGAUGCACCUUGGACGGGUCUUUGUCUUUACGUCCCUGCGACCUCCCGUCGAUCGAGUCAUUAGCAGCUACGAAUACGAUGGACUCCAAACAAUCGGGGCGCAUGCACAGCAGCGCAAACGAAGAAAACAAAACGAUCCAAGCAUCAUUGAUUCACCGACACUCCUGGACUUUGUAAAGCACGCGAAUGAUGCCAAUGAGGGCAAGAAUGGUUCCCGCAAUAUACGACACAUUUGGAGGGAUGGCAUUGGCGGAGGAAAUAUUAAUAAUAAGCAGAACAGCAUCAACGACCCCCGCAAGAAAAAGAGGGCCCGACGUCAAAAGAAAAAGUGGACGCGACUAGCUCGUGGCUGGGUCUGGCAAUGCGCCACGGACUGCUACAGCAAGUGGUUUGGCGCGUGGCCUCAACCGGAUCUGGAACCCCACACGCAGUUGGCAGCGCAAAACCUAGACGAGUUGGAGAUUGUAUGGAUGAAUAGUUUGCAGGAUGAAAAGUACAUGCAAUGGUUCUUGCACCGCUGGGACGCUACCGAUAUCCCCUUGGGCCACAAACGCAAGACGGCUGACCGAGUUCAUCAGAACUAUACACAAGAGGAAAUGACUCUCUUGCACAAUUCGAACCGAAAGGAUGAGCUACUAUAUGAAGCUUUGCGUAAGAAGUGGAGCGCGAUAAGCAAUAUGCAGCUUCAGUAGUGGCACUUGCGCAUGACAGAGGCUGAGGCCGGAGGGAGGACGAUGUGCGGGAAUGAGAUGAUGGCAGCUCCGGCAUACUACUGAGACAUGCUGCGUUUUGGCAUUCUUCUUGUUUGAAACGACGAAGAAGCCACGAACAGUAGGAGCAUGAAAGCCGCACAGAUAGCACACUUUCGCCCAAUGUGCCUUGGAUCAGAUCUGCUUCAAUAGUAGGAGUUCUUAGAUAAUCCACACUGUUAACUCUAGCUGGAGUGCAAGUCUAGGGCGAAUCUAUGCCGUGCAUGGACGACUUGCGUUGGAAGCAGCGACGGGCUUGCCACAAACAGUUAGAGCAAUUGUGUUGAGUCGGAUGGAAGAGAAGCCCUACCCCCAUACCUCAGGAAAGGAGUUCAUUCGCUCGCCAGAGCUGCCGUGGAAGACACGACGGCUGCAAGGUCGUGAGGUCAUCAUCAGCGAUCGUUCCGCUGGUAGUCAUAGCUACGGUAGCCAUGACAGAGGUACCGGACGGAACGCAGCAGACAACAAAGCAGUCAUGUCGUCAUGCAGACCCGUAUCUCAAUUGCCCUUGUGAAAGCUACCCAUUUAUGUCUCCGUGGAUCCCGCAAAGCCAAACCCUUUGCCCCCCGUAAUGGUCCUCAAUUUCUUGCCCCUGAUCCCACAGAACCUAGUCCUGAAUUUCGACUGUUCUUUGCUUAAGCCUGGCCCUGGCUGGCUUCCGUAGAUAAUUUCCCUACUCUAAAACCCCCCUAA
Messenger RNA from Seminavis robusta, 2125 nucleotides. NCBI's taxonomy places the organism in Eukaryota, Bacillariophyta, Bacillariophyceae, Naviculales, Naviculaceae. The record is from the annotation of a GenBank genome assembly.